UUCAGGCUGUUCUUGUUUUUUUGUUUGUUUUGUUUUGUUUUUUUUUUUUUCAUUUUUAUCAGUACUGGGGAUCAAACUCAUGACUGCCUGCUUGCAAGGCAGGUACUUAUGCCGCUGAGCUAAAUCCCCAGCCCCAGUUCAGGCUGUUCUUUUUUUUUUUUUUUUUGUCUUUUUCCUUUUUAUCGGUACCAGGGAUCGAACUCACGACUGCCUUCUUGCAAGGCAGGCGCUUAUGCCGCUGAGCUAAUCCCCAGCCCCAAGUUCAGUCUGUUCUUGAGCUCACUUUGUAGCACAGGCUGGUCUUGAAUUUGCAACAAUCCUCCUGACUCAGCCUCCUGAAUGCUGAGAUUACAGGCGUGCACCACCAUGCCUUGCUGGCAGGGCAAAAUUUGAGGACUACCAUGCCCUGGAACUCUUUGUGCACCCACCACCCUAGUGGUAUCUCUUUCCCUAGCAACAGUGACUCACAAAGCUGGGCGGUGCCAGACAGAUGUAGCCUCCCACUGGCUCUGGAAGCCAGGUCACAAAGGCCGUUAUGGCCUACCCAGAAGAGGCAUGCCCCAAGACAGCCCUGUGUAGCAUUAUCUUUGCAGCUGGGCAGGGCCUGUGCCUCCUGUCACCCCACAGCCCCCAAACUGGACCUCAGAACUAGUGCAGCAAAGCACGAAGCCUCAGUGUGCCCAUGUGUGUCAUCUGUUUUGUGAAGGCAUUGGUACAUGUGUUCAAGAUCUACCUGACAGCCAACUAUACCUACAACUUUCGCAGCUGGCCUGUGGACUUUCGAUGGGAUGAUGUGUGCUCUGCUGGUGGGGGUGGCAGCAGUCAUCGGGCACUGACUUGCACAGCAGCUGCUGCAGGUGUGUGGUUGCUUCGGGAUGCAGCACUGGGAGGGGAUGCUCCAGGGCGGCCACUGCGCCGGACUCGAAGCCAGGCACAGUGCCUCUUACAGCAGAUCCGAGAGCUGCCCAGCCAGCUUACCAGCUAUGCCCUGGCCCACUCACUAGGGCGCUGGCUCGUGUACCCUGGCUCCAUGUUCCUGAUGUCCCGAGCACUACUGCCACUACUGCAGCAGGGCCAAGAGCGCCUUGUGGAGCGCUACCAUGGCCGGCGUGCCAAACUGGUGGCCUGUGAUGGCAAUGAGAUUGACACCAUGUUCAUGGAUCGCCGACAGAACCCUGGCAUCCACGGCCGUGGCCUGCACCUGGUCAUCUGCUGUGAAGGCAAUGCUGGCUUCUAUGAGAUGGGCUGCCUGUCUGCACCACUUGAAGCUGGCUACUCAGUGCUAGGCUGGAACCAUCCGGGUUUUGGGGGCAGCACAGGUGCUCCGUUUCCACAGCAUGAUGCUAACGCCAUGGAUGUAGUGGUCAAGUAUGCCCUGCACCGCCUGCAAUUUCCACCUGCACAUGUGGUGGUCUAUGGCUGGUCUAUUGGAGGCUUUAGUGCGACCUGGGCUACCAUGACUUACCCAGAGCUGGGAGCACUGGUGCUAGAUGCCACCUUUGAUGACCUUGUGCCAUUAGCAUUGAAGGUCAUGCCCCACAGUUGGAAGGGACUGGUGGUACGCACUGUGCGGCAACACUUCAACCUCAAUGUUGCUGAGCAGCUGUGCUGCUAUCCUGGGCCAGUGCUACUGCUGCGGCGUACCCAGGAUGAUGUGGUCAGCACCUCGAGCCACCUGCCUACUCUGCCCCCUGGAGACGUGGAGGGUAACCGUGGCAAUGAACUGCUGCUGCGCCUGCUGCAGCACCGGUAUCCGACCUUAAUGGCACAUGAGGGCCGUGUUGUUGUGACCCGCUGGCUGCGCUCCAACAGCCUGGCACAGGAGGCUGCCUUCUAUACACGCUAUCGUGUGGAUGACGAGUGGUGCCUUGCAGUGUUACACUCUUACCGUGAGGGCUGCCAGGAGGAACAGGCCUGGGGGCCACAUGGGCCCACCUUCCCCUGGCUUGUGGGCCAGGGCCUGAGCCCACGGCGGCAACGCCAGCUUGCGCUGUUCCUUGCACGCAAGCACCUCCGAAAUGUAGAAGCAACUCAUUGCAGCCCACUGGAGCCUGAGGACUUCCAGUUGCCCUGGAGGCUGUAGCCUGGGCUGGUGAGGCUCCUGCUGUGGGUAUUCCACACCUUCUCAGCCUAAGGUUUAUUCCCUUUCUCACAACCCCAACCAGAAAAGCUAGUCCUGCCCAGUAUCCUGACCUGGUGUCUAAGGAGGGUAGGCAGUAUAUCUGGUCCAUGGUCAUCCUUCACAAGGGCAUUCAGAUCUUCCUUUUGGUCUUCCCUGCUCUGACCUUCCUUCCUUCCUGCAAACACUUUUGGACAACAGCUCCCAGUUCCCAAAGGGAAUGCAAAGAUGAACUUGG
Cavia porcellus (domestic guinea pig) is the source of this 2357-nucleotide messenger RNA. RefSeq names its product abhydrolase domain containing 16B (gene Abhd16b). Bases 683 to 2083 code for a protein of 466 amino acids. The record is from RefSeq and is a predicted model, not a curated record. Gene Ontology annotation, cellular component: endomembrane system. The transcript has a single exon. Gene Ontology annotation, molecular function: glycerophospholipase activity; monoacylglycerol lipase activity. Lineage: Eukaryota; Metazoa; Chordata; Mammalia; Rodentia; Caviidae. Gene Ontology annotation, biological process: monoacylglycerol catabolic process; phosphatidylserine catabolic process.